Molecule: messenger RNA, 1545 nt
Organism: Lolium rigidum
Lineage: Eukaryota; Viridiplantae; Streptophyta; Magnoliopsida; Poales; Poaceae
Product: angio-associated migratory cell protein-like
Exons: 11
Coding region: 89-1273 (394 amino acids)
Molecular function (GO): protein binding
Source: RefSeq, a predicted model, not a curated record
CUUUCUUGCUCCCCCGCCGCCGCGCCGCUUCUUCCCCGCAGCACAGCUCACAGCAGCCAAGACCCCUCCGACACCAGCGGCGGCGAUCAUGAGUAUUACAGGCGAGGUCCCCGGCGAAGGCUCCGACGGCGAGGAGGUCUUCAUCGACGACGAGGACAUCAUCAACGAGAUACCGCUAGACGAGGAAGACCUCCCCGACCAAGACGACGAUGACGACCAGGAAGAAGACAUGAUGGAUGAGGUUGAGGAUCAUUCAGCGUAUGCAUUUCACGGGCAUACAGAUGAGGUCUUCGCUGCUGCGUGCAGUCCUACAGACGCAUCGCUUGUUGUUUCUGGAGGUAAAGAUGACAGAGGGUUUCUUUGGAGGAUUGGAUCUGCAGAGGAUGUUCAGGAGCUGCCUGGACAUAAAGAUACUGUCUGCACUGUGGCUUUCAGUUCAGAUGGGAAAUUGGUGGCCUGUGGAAGCAUGGAUGGACAGAUAAAUGUAUGGAAUACAGCUACACGAACACUUCAGGGAACACUUGAGGGAUCUGAUUCAGGUUUUGAGUGGCUUAAAUGGCAUCCGCGAGGUCACUUGAUAAUUGCCGGAUCAGAAGACUGUAAUGUAUGGAUGUGGAAUGCAGACCACAAUGCCUUUCUGAAUACAUUUGCUGGUCACAGUAGCACAGUGACAUGUGGUGACUUUACCCCUGAUGGUAAGCUUAUUUGUAGCGGAUCAGAUGAUGCAACAUUGAGGAUAUGGGACCCUAAAAGUGCACAGUGCAGACAUGUCGUUCGGGGUCAUAGCUACCAUACUCAAGGAUUGACAUGUUUAGCUGUUACAUGGGACUCCCAGUCUAUUGUUAGCGGCUCUCAGGAUAGUUCUGUGCACAUCGUCAGUAUAAACUCAGGCCAGGUUGUUGGCUCACUAGUUGGCCACACUAAUUCUGUCGAGUGCAUUGGCAUCUCACCAAGGUACAACUGGGUGGCUACAGGGAGCAUUGAUCAAACUCUCAUUAUCUGGGACCUCGCUCAUCAAGCAAUUCGAUCCACUUGCGAGCACGAUGAGGGUGUGACAUGCCUUGUGUGGCUGGGUUCGUCGAGGUAUGUGGCGUCAGGAUGCGUUGAUGGCACGGUGCGCAUCUGGGACAGCCUCUCUGGGGAGCUGGCUCGCACGUUCAGCGGGCACAUCGAUGCCGUGCAGUCGCUGGCUGUCUCCGCAGAUGGCAACUCCCUCGUCUCCGUCUCCUCGGAUAAGUCUGCCCGCGUCUUCGACAUUUCCAUGUUCAAGUAAAGAUAUAUGUGGCUUGCUCAGCUUGCAUGGUCAGGAUAUGUACUUGUAUUUACCUCUAAACUUGGAACUAGCCUUUGAGAUGUAGUCAGCUGUGUAAGCUGCACAAGGGCCUCCCUCCUAAGUUAAGGAACUUGAUAUUGAUGUUUGAAAUGGCUUGGUGUUUUGCUGGAUGACAUGUAUCUUUGAUGGAAGCAACUUAUGCUUACAACCGUUGAUGCUGACAUGCUGUUGAACAUGGACCAGCUAUUAUACCUUUUCUGGUCCGUGGAUUA